GCCGUUGUUGUGGAGGGGCCGGUCAAGAUGGCGGCCGGGCAGGGGGGCGGCGGCGGCAACAACGGGACCGGCAGCGGGAGCGGGACGGCGCCCGGGAGCGGAGCGGCGGGGCUCGGGAUCCCCGCGCACCUGACCCUCUCCUUCUCGUCCGGGCCGCACUGGGGCGCGGCAGCUCUGCCGCAGUCGCACACGGUGCGCAGCCUGGAGCGGGCCCUGGAGGAGGCGGGCAGCUCGGGCAUCCUGUGCCUGAGCGGGAGGAAGCUGCGCGACUUCCCCGGCAGCGGCUGCGACCUGAGCGACACCACGCAAGCAGAUCUUUCAAAGAACAGAUUUACUGAAAUUCCUCCUGAUGUCUGGCUUUUUGCACCACUGGAAACUUUAAAUUUGUAUCACAACUGCAUCAAAUCCAUUCCAGAAUCUAUUAAAAACCUGCAAAUGCUUACCUACCUUAACAUUAGUCGAAAUCUUUUGUCAACAUUGCCAAAAUACCUGUUUGAUCUGCCACUGAAAGUUCUGGUUGUCAGUAAUAACAAGCUGGUCUCCAUUCCAGAAGAAAUUGGAAAGUUGAGAGAUCUAAUGGAGUUGGAUAUUAGCUGUAAUGAACUUCAAGUUCUUCCCCAGCAAAUAGGAAAAUUGCAGUCACUUAGAGAAUUGAACAUUAGAAGAAAUAAUCUCCAUAUGUUGCCAGAUGAAUUAGGAGACCUUCCCUUGGUAAAGCUGGAUUUUUCUUGUAAUAAAAUUACAGAAAUUCCAAUUUGUUACAGAAAGUUACGUCACUUACAAGUUAUAGUUUUGGAUAACAAUCCAAUGCAGAUACCACCAGCACAGAUAUGUUUAAAGGGCAAAGUACAUAUAUUUAAAUUCCUCAGUAUUCAGGCGUGCCUCAGAAUAGAUAAAAAACCAGAUUCUUUGGAUCUUCCAUCAUUAGGUAAACGAAUCCCCUCCCAGCCACUCACAGACAGCAUGGAGGACUUUUAUCCCAAUAAAAAUCAUGGACCAGACUCUGGCAUUGGAAGUGAUAAUGGGGAUAAAAGGUUGUCCACUACAGAACCAUCUGAUGAUGAUACAAUCAGCCUUCACUCCCAGGUAUCAGAGUCAACAAGGGAACAGACAUUAAGGAAUGACAAUCACGUAAUGGGAAGUAAACUUGAUCCACAGAAAGACCAGGAGGCGUAUGACUACAUUGAUCCCAGUGCAGAGGAGGGAGCUCUUCCUGAGCAGGGAGAUGCACAGAUUGGCCCACUGCUGUCCUAUGUCAAGGAACGGGGAAAACAUCCUGAGAAAUCCCAGAAAAUAGAACAAAAUGAGGACUGGCGAGAUGAAAAAAGACUCCAGAAAGAGCAGCUGCUGGCUGAAGAUGAUGAGGAACUCAAAGAAGUGACUGACUUGAGAAAAAUAGCAGCUCAGUUGUUGCAGCAAGAACAAAAACACAGACGAAGGCCACUAAGCUAUAGAACUUCAUUCAGUGAGAAACUCUUCCAGAGGACCAGGGCGGCAGGACGUGCAUCAAGGCUUCUUAAUCAUUCAGUUUCAGUAAACACAAGGAACAGGCCAAAGCAGCCAAUGGAAUCUGAAAAAUGUGUCUCAACAAAUGAAGUGAAUUCCCCAGUGUCCCCAUACAGCUGGCAGCCACUGGAAAACCAGAAGGAUUCAAUGGAUGAGCAGCAUUGGCCAGAAACACAGCCAGUAAUCUGGCAGAAUGAAGAAAGAAGGAGAAGUAAACAAAUUAGAAAAGAGUAUUUCAAGUAUAAGUCUUCCAGAAAGAGUUCAAGUGGAAAUGAAAAUGAUGAGCAAGACAGUGAUAAUACUAAUGUGUCCCCACAGUCUCCUGUGUCGUCUGAGGACUAUGAAAGAACAGAUAGUAACACUCAUGGUCCAUUUGGUCUCAAACCAAGGUCAGCUUUCAGCCGUGCCUCACGCCAGGACUACGGUGCAGUGGAUCCUGGAUUUACUAUGAGGAGGAAAAUGGAACAUCUAAGGGAAGAAAGGGAACAAAUCAGACAGCUUCGCAAUAAUCUUGAAUCCAGGUUGAAGGUAAUUUUGCCAGAUGACAUUGGAGCAGCAUUGAUGGAUGGGGUGGUUCUUUGCCAUUUAGCCAAUCACAUAAGGCCACGUUCUGUUGCCAGCAUUCAUGUCCCAUCGCCAGCAGUGCCUAAACUCAGCAUGGCAAAGUGCCGAAGAAAUGUUGAAAACUUCCUUGAUGCUUGUAAAAAAUUGGGCGUUCCACAGGAGAGACUUUGCUUGCCCCAUCACAUUCUGGAGGAAAGGGGUCUGGUGAAGGUUGGCCUCACAGUUCAAGCUCUGCUUGAGUUGCCUGCAUUGAAAGUAUCUCAGCUUUCUUCCAUGUGACGUGACUUCUUGGCAGCUAGACAACUUCCCAUUUGCUCUGUUGAUAUGGAUUGCUCUGAGGCAGUUCAGCCUCCCACAUGGGAACACCCAAGCCAUCAAAAACUGAAAUCUGUCCAGAUGCUGUAGAGAGCCUUACUUUGGAGCUGUGUGUGAAAACCUUGGAGUCAGUUCACAGUUAAAAGAACAUAACUAUUCUUUUUUUUUCUCUUGUAAUUGGAUGUACAAAGAGAAUGUGGUAGCAUCAGGUUCUCUUUCUAGUUAGGUUAAAAGCUGCCAUUUAACAUCUCAGUGUUAGAGUUAAAUGCUGGAUUUCUUUUUUUACGUUGGAAAUGUUGUUUGAAUUACUUUGGAAAGUACAAAGCACACUCCCCGCGUCACUUUAAUUUUUCAAGUCAGUCAUUUGAUUUAAAGAUAAUACAAAAAUGUAGCAAUGGUAUGAUGGUAAAAACAUUGAGCAACUGAUCACUUGUAAUCCCUUUUCACUCUCUGAAAGCUUAAUAUUUGCAUUCUUUGUUUUUUGCACUCCUGAUUGUAACUUACGCACUUCUAACAUUGCCAGUAUUGAGUGUGAGUGUAUGGUGAUUACACAGAACAGGAUACAAUGGGAAAAGGACACAGUUUAUUGAGUUUUUCCAGUCUUCUAGGUUGGUGCCAAAUAUUUUUUUUCAGUUGUACUGUAGAUUGUUUACAUGUGAAGUGCCUGUGUAAUUGAUAACUCUUAAUAGUCUUAAACAUUUUUGAAAUUUCUUUGUUUAAAAUAGAUAAAAUGGAAAUUUUUUAAUAUUUUAAUAGUUUUUUUGUAAAAUCAGUAUGUGAAGAUUUAAGUAAUACUUCACUUUUUUGACGUUGGGUGUUUUAAGUUUGUUGCACAAUUUAAUUGGUUAUUUGUUGUCUAAUAAUUAGAAAAUACUGUAAAUACUUUUUAUUUAUGAUAUUUAAUUUGAUAAUACCUAAUUACUUUUGGUUUAAUGUAUUGUUGGACAAAAAAAAAGUUGUCUACUUUUCUUUGUUUGGGACAAACAAAUACACAUGAUGAAUAAGACAUGAGGACUAGUGAUUCAUACAGAGUAAUUUAGGACAUUUUGAUAAAACUGCCAAAAUCUCAGGUUUACGCUGUGAUGUUCAGGAUUUUGUGUAAUAUUGCUCCUGAUCUCACAUUACAUUUUUACAACAGGUAUAUCCAUAAUUUAGUUGGGAAGUAUCAGUGUUUUCUCUUUUUAGUGUUUGCAGGAUUUGUUGUGUAAUUUACUUGAGUGUGGCAUUAGCACACAGGUCAGUUUGUACAAAUGUCACUGUGCUGAGACAUUAGAUUGAUUGAUAAAUGUGAAGAAAAGAAAUUUCCACUGUGGUGGUUUUUUGAAACUUCUGAGUUUAUGUAUUUGUUUGUUUCUGCACAAAAUCUUGGUGUUUUGAGAACAUUUUGAAACCAUACACAGUUGAGUUCUCUAAACAAAUUGCAAAUAAUUUCAUCAUUUUGGUAGUAGAUCUGUUUGUAUUAAUUUGUUUUUCAUGACUAGGUAGCUCCAUUAAAAAAACAUUUUGACUGCCACAGAUUUUCUAUUUCAGGCUAAGUUAUUUUCAGUUGAGGGAUGUGUUUGCCAAGCAUGUGACAAAAUUUGGUUCUGCUCUUUCCAGUUGAUCAAGACCCCAUGUAAUAUAAUUCAUAAAAGAAUGAGGGGAGGAGUAUUGUGUAUUCCUUCUACUGUAGUACUUAUAGGUAAUAGCUGACAGGAAAAAUAACUUUUUUCUGAUGAUAAGUUUUAAAAACUUAUUUUUAAAUCCAUUGAAGCAAGUUGGUGUAUAUGUAAUAGUUAAAAUCCUCUAUUGUUCAUAUAGUGUUGUCUUAAAAUACAGCUUAUGGAGAGGCUGGUGUAUAAAUUAAUUUGCAAAGUCCUAGAUAUAAAUCUUAGGUUAGGUAAAUAUGUGUUUAAGGAAACUGGAUUGCUUUGACAUUUGAAAUAUCGUAUUUCAAAUCUAUCUCUAAUUGGUUUUUAUAUCUCUUCUUAAUGGUUAUUUUAACACCUUCAAUCUCUGUUUUCAUUAAAGGCAUUAUCUGAAAAGUCAUGCAAAAACUAAUGAAAAAGUUAUAAUUCACUAAGCAAAAUGCUUGCCUGCUAUAUUUGAAGGACCCAGCCAUUCAAAAAGAAUAAAUCCUUGUCUUUCAUGUCACUGUUGUUGCUACUACCAGAGCAAAGUUUUAGUUCAGUGUUAGCCAUGCAAGUGCUAACUAUAAAUUGUCAGUUAUCUGAAAACUGGUCUCCACUGCUAUUUCAUUGUCAUAUUUAAAUACAUUUUCUGAUCUUAAAAUAACUUCUUUCCUUUUUGAACUAAUUUUACUGAGUUAUAUCACAGUGUAAACAUUAAGAAUUCCCUUAAUGUAGCAUGGCAGCUGCUUACCAGUUAGGGAUUUUUAAGGUCUUCUUAGUAAGUUGAAAACUGGGUAUGAAACUUAUGUACUCAUUUUAAACUGAAAACUACUAAAAUAUUGUUUGGUUGGUUGGUUUUAGUACUCUGAAGUUCUUCCCACAGACAUGCUAGCAACAGUCUUGCUUUGACAUUCCUUGGAAAUUAUUGUGGCUACCUUCUUACUUAUGGGGACAGAUAAUCACGAUUCUUCCAAGGCUUCCCUUUUAGUAUGGCAAAGAUUAAAGCCUUCAGCUACUCUUAGGAGUAGUCUGAGAAAUGAUCCACAGUGCUUGGAUGAAUCUCUCUCACAUCUCUAACUGCUUUUACAAAUAAUAAUCAUUAUCUAAAGCCUUCCUAACAUUGGCUUGUACCCACUGUGAUUUCUUUAAGAGCAAUUUCAAAUAUGAUGCUAAAAAGAUUUGAAUUUUAAGUUUUCAUUUCCAAGCAGCCUGUGGAAAUAUUGUGUCUCCUCUGUACAAGAAUCUGCAUACUCUGCUGCCUUUUCCCUUUCCUUUUGAUUCCCAACAUCUUACUUUUUGUGCAUUCUCAGAUCUAGUGCAUUUUUGUUGUUGGGUAACUCUGGGCCACUUUCCUCCUUCUUCUUUAAUUUUUUAAGAAAUGGUUCCAGUGGCAUUGGUGAACUAUUGUGAUUCCAGAAUCCCUGCUUCAAACAUUUGCAAUGUUUGAGAUACCCUUUUCUCAUUUUGUUUAGGAUGUGAUGCCAUCACUUUGUACUGGUAUAGCUGAUAGGAUUCUUAAAAACAGAGUCCUGCUCAGUUCUUGUUGCACUUGGUCAGUUUUCACUUUACGACAUGAAGAAAAGUUAACAUUAAAAGCUUUAGGAAGCUGCAUUAAGUUUUCCUGAUGAACUUAAGAGUUAACUGCAAUAAUGUGGCAUGAACUGUAAAUUACAGAGUGAAUCAGCGUAGUGGCUGAGCUUCUGUCCUCGUGUAUUUUUUCUGUUUUAUGUCACUGGAUGCAGCAUGUCACACAUGACUGAUCUUUCACUUGAGCAAUAAUGUCCCAGAUAUGGUGAGGUCUUAAAGCAGUGACAGUAAAAUAAUUGUUGUGAAGUGUGGUGCCUUCCCAGAGAGUAUCUCAGAAAUGCUUCACAUCUGUUCUCCAACACUCCUAAUCCAGUGUGCCCACUGGGGCAGUGCUGGGGAUGCAGAAACCAUCUAGACCCCUUUAUCUGGAGGCCUUCCAAAAUCUAACCAAGAACUAUGAGCAUAAAAUAGGGAGCAAUUGAUUUGAAACAAUAAAUAACUGACAUGAAUCGUAAGAAUUUCUUUUUUAAAAAAUCCUGGCCUUACUGAAGUCAAGGCAAGUUUUAGCCACGACUUCAGUAAGUUCUCGCCUUUUUGAUUUGUGGAACACCUGAGCUGGAGACCAUAGCAAACAUGGCUUAAACUUGUUUGACACUAGCAAACUUUAGCGUCAGAUUUUUGACUAAAACAGUGAUCUCUGGUAAGUCAGAUGAAGUUGCAAAAUGUUACAUGGAUUCAUUUAAUAAAAAUUUUCUGAUAAGCCAAAUACAGUAUUGAGAUGGUAGGAAAAAUUACGUUGUGGUGAGGUGGGAAGCUGUAUGAUCUCAAUAAAAUUGUAGGCGAGGACCACUAGUUUUUUACUGCACUAAAAACUUUAUUUCAAAUAUCAUAUCAUUUAGUGACAGUUUCCUCAGAUUUUGACAUAAAUCUGUAGCCAAAUCCAAACAAAAAUGAAGACGUGUUUUCACUAAAACGGAACUUCCAUGUGUUAUGUUGGUACUGAAGAGAAGGACGAAGGUCUGGCAGUUCUUCCUUCUGCUGGUUCCUUAAAUGUUUGUUUGAAAGGCUGAUUCCACUGGUUUCAACUGACAGCAACCUGUGGGAGUUUUUAGCACUUCGGCAGAUAGGAGAUGUGAUUUGGUAUUGGUAAAUCAAAUGUCACUUUUUCCUCACCAAGUCAGGCUAAUGUCUGUGUUUCUUUUGGAGGAUCUCUACUUGAAAAGCAAAAGCAAAAACACACUCCAACAUAAACAAAUUUGGAAUUAAAAAAAAGUCAUUAAGACCAGGAAUGGGAAAGGCAAAGUAUAGUUGUCUUAGCAGAGAAAGAAGGACGUGUUUUGUAGCUGAGGGACGUGGAUCCUUGAGUGCAUGGAUCUUUCAGUAGAGCUUAGAACAACAAGGAAUUUGUCAUCUUUGGUUUGGGUAGCUGUGUUCCAGUGCUGCAGGAAGAGUGGCUGGUGGUGCAGAGAGCACUGCCCGUGCCCAGCCCUGGGCAGGGAACCUGGCAUGUGCCACUUGUGAUCCCCUGGUUUUGUGCCAUUGUCUGUGCAUGACAACUGCUGACAGAAACACCUCCUGGCUCUUAAAGAGAUGCUGCAACCUGAACAAAAACACUGAGUGAUAACUUUGAGAGUAAUCAAUAAUAGAUGUUUACCAAUAUUUAACUUGGUAAGUGACAGCAGUGAAUGAUGUAGUAAAGCAGAGGAAGCUUUUGCUCUGGGAACUACAGACCUUUCCUGAUUGAAAAUUGCACCAUGGCUCUGAACAGGUUCAUGUGGCCCUCGUGCACUUCCAUGAGGGAAUGAAAACAGCAUUACUGGGUUUGUUCCAUGUGCAACACACUGGGUUGUGUGUAAUUAAUUCAUUUACAGAGAGAGGAAAAGGUGAACUGUAUUCUUAAUGAGGAAUGUUAUGGUACAGGUUUGUUUUGUAAAAUACGAAGAUAAAUUUUCUUCCUGUGAAGAAAAAUCCUGCUGAUCUUCACUGGUUAAAUAGAGAAUAUAUGUGAUUAAUUGAAUUUUAGUUUAAACUUGCCGCUGCACAGGAGCAGUUCUGGCUCCUCUGUUUGUUAAUAAAAAGCCCUUUGCUUUAUUUGUCUUUAUUGUACAAUUUUGGCAACAUAUUAUCAUAAAAUUGUGGUUAUAUGAAGUGCUUGUUCCCUCAUUGGGUUUGACCAUUUUUUUUCAGCAUGAGAGGCAAUAAUGGGCAGUGAAAUUGCUGCAAGGUACCUGAUCAGUUUCUAGGGAAGGACCACCAGUUAUCAUAAAAUGACAUGUAAUCAAUCAUUUUUAGUUCAAAUUAUAUAUAGCCAGUUACAUUUUCAAAAAACUAUUUUCAGAGCGUUUUUUACAUUUUAGAGUCCUAAUCUUAAAACAAGCAAAAACCAAAACUUUUUUCCAUGGUUACUCUAGUAUCUCAGCAAAUUCUAAAGGAGAAGAAUAGCUCAGACUGACAGCAAAUUUAAUUGUUGUGAAAAAAUUUUGAUUUUGGCAGUGUUAAAUUUGUGGUUGGACUUGAUCAGUUCAGUCUUUUCCAACCUAAAUGAGUCUAUCAUUGUAAGACUUCAGUGAGACCAGAAUUUCCCUCCAGAGUUUUGUAACUCAGUUACAACAUAAAGUCAGUCAUUUAAAGUAAAUUCUUGGCACUAAGGAGGGUUUCCUCACUUCAUUCAAAGUUGUGUGAAGUAAGGCAAACGUAACUUUUUCCAUCAUAGUUUUAUGAAGGCAGAUUGUAAAAUACAGCAUAUUUGGAAAUGCCACAAGGGUAUUUUUUUGCUUUGUUUAAUUUUAAAAUGAGUGAACCAGUGAACUAUUUCCAAAAUUACUGUAUUUGCGUAGGGUUUGGUUGUGCCAUAGCUGGCACAGGAACUUGCAGUAACUGUUCAGUAUUAAUAUGUAUUCUGAAGUUGUGCAAGACUGUGUCUUCACAUGCAGAUGUUGAUGCAGUUGUGUUUGCUGAAGGGAUGUGUUACAUGGAGCAUUCCUGCAGCCAUGGGAUUUCCUGGCUGCAGCUGUUCUUGGCUGUUGGCACCAGCAGCAAAGCAAGGCUGAGAUUCCCAGGAGGAGCAUACACAGGUGUAGUGAAAAAGGGUGCAUUGGUGGAAUACAUUGGGAAUAAUGUGUAUGCUUUUUACUAUGAUGUAAUGUCUAGAACAAUGAAAAUGUGAUUGCUUUACAAUUAUCAUUCAGUUGGUAUUCAGUUACUUUAUUUUGUAACUUGUCGUUAUAAAACUCAGAAGAUGCAAUGUAACCAAAUGGUCAAUAUGUAAAUGUGUGCAGGAUGUGGCAGAAGUAGUUCUGAGGGCACAGAUGAAGAGUGAUCAUUAAAAAUAGAUGCUCAAAUUGUGUAUAUACUUGCAAAACUUUUUGAUAGUGCAUUUCAAUUGAUUUCACAUUUCAUGUUCUUGUAAAGUGCAUCUUUCACACUUUUGAAGAUUGUCUACUUGUACUAUACUGUAUUAAGCCUUUUUUUAGGAUUUCCAUUAUUGCUGGAGCUUCCAACAUACAUGUUUCUUUCAAAAAAUGCUCUUACUGUUAUUUCUUUUUGUAAAUAGUGUUUUGUAUUAAAUUUGCAUGGAUAAAACCCACAUUUCCAAAACCAGUGUACAUACGCUGUGUAUAAAAUACAAACUGUUUCAUAAUUUUCAUGUAGUCAAGUUAUUCAAUUUGCUUUCAUUUCAGUUUAUAUAUUUGUAGUAAAUAAUGAGAAUUUGUUGUA
Molecule: messenger RNA, 9239 nt
Organism: Corvus hawaiiensis (hawaiian crow)
Lineage: Eukaryota; Metazoa; Chordata; Aves; Passeriformes; Corvidae
Product: leucine-rich repeat and calponin homology domain-containing protein 2-like
Exons: 22
Coding region: 28-2349 (773 amino acids)
Molecular function (GO): protein binding
Source: RefSeq, a predicted model, not a curated record